Molecule: messenger RNA, 5279 nt
Organism: Pecten maximus
Lineage: Eukaryota; Metazoa; Mollusca; Bivalvia; Pectinida; Pectinidae
Product: cell death protein 3-like
Exons: 9
Coding region: 115-1860 (581 amino acids)
Biological process (GO): regulation of apoptotic process; proteolysis
Molecular function (GO): cysteine-type endopeptidase activity
Source: RefSeq, a predicted model, not a curated record
GCAAGCGUAACUAGGUCACAUGAUGUAAAUACAGUCGUACGCGGGCACCUGUUGAACACAAGUUUUAAGUCGCUGUCCGUUAAAAUAGGGGAAAAAAGUUGAUGUUGAACAGGUAUGGAAGACUACCAUUUGGAAUUGCUUCGAAAGGCACGACCUAUUAUCGUCAAGAAUAUGGCAGAUAUUGGAGCUGUUUGUGACCAUCUCAUUGCUUUUGACAUCUUGACCGAAAGUAUGGCUGAGGAAAUCUUGUCGAAGUCUUCGAAUGCCAGUAAAGCAAGAGCACUGUUACAUGUGCUGGUGAUGCGGGGUCCAAAAGCCUUUGAUUUAUUUCAUUCAACAAUGAUAAUCACAAAAAAUCACACAAUUGCUGACAUUUUGAAACCACCUGUGUCACCUCAAAAAUUGAAGAAAUCAGUAUCACUUCCCUCCCCAGAAUGUGAAGACUUCCCUGGUGAACCUGUUCAAUUAAAGUAUUCAACUAUUGAUCGGCGAGCUAGGAAACAUCCUCUCUCACGUCAACAAGGAGUAGACGAUGCUAAAACAGAGUAUGGAGAAUAUGAAAUUGAAACGUCACAGAAAAAAGGAACAGAAAGUAAAGAAGUAUUUGGGGCAUUAGCUCAAGUUUGUGAGGAAAGCAAUCUUAGUUCAGGAAUUCUAGUUUCUGGAUCUGAUCAACAUGUCAGCCAUUUUGCCUCUGAGGAUGUGAGUCAAGAGGCUGACAUUCAUCGGGAAAUGGACGACAUUCAACGUUAUAGGGAUCGUUCAGAGAAUGUGGGUCAUUCUUUUGACCGCUGGACAAGUAUUCCUACGGACAGUAAACAGAUCACGGACCCAUUUACUAGCUCACAGGUUCAAACUGAACAGGGAAACCAAGUUCAUGUUGCAAGCAAGGAUGAUUUUAUUCAACAUUUAGUUGAAACAUCGUCUUCAAGUCAGCUUGUGGAUGAGGAUGAGGAUGAAAUGGAAGAUGAAGGGAGGAACUGGCCGGCCACAAGGAAACACUCACGCCCGCUAGUCCACUUAACUUUCCGACAACCAGCAAUCGAUCGACAGAAGUUUAUAAAGGAUAUAACAAGCAAUGAGGUUUAUCAUAUUGAUCCAAAAUGUCAAAGACGACUUGUUAUCUUCAAUAAUUCUGUGUUCCCUGGAUUGCCACCGAGGACCACUGGAAAUAUUGAUGCAACAAGUUUGGAUCUCCUCUUCAAGAAGAUGAGUUACAGUACAAAAACUUACAGUGACUGUUCUUGCGAGAGGAUAAUGGAUGUUCUAGGUGAGGAGCUAAACAGCAACACGUUACAUCACAUGGAAACGUUUAUUUUAAUACUUUUAUCUCAUGGUAAAGGGGAGAAGAUUUACGGAUCUGAAGGCAAUAUGGUUGACAUAAAGGACAUCACAAAACUGUUUGAUAACGAGCACUGCCCAGCCCUUAAAGGAAAACCAAAGCUGUUCUUUAUUUCAGCCUGCGAAGGACAACAAAAUAAAUCAGGUGGGGAGGCCUGUGUGGAUUCUAGUCUGGGAAAUGUAGGGUACGACAGUCUCUCACAGGACAUGCUCAACAGUCUCGUUUCCAUGGAAAUGGAUGACGGAAGAACUGAAUCUAGUGACAUGUUUAUUGCCAGGGCAACAACACAGUGUGACGCUACAUUUCAGCAAGUCUCCUUUGGGUCACAAUUUAUCCAAGCUCUCGUUCAUGUCAUAAAGGAGCAUUCAUUUAUUGAUGAUGUAGUAACUCUUAUGGACAAGAUGAACCAACUGGUGCAACGACCUAGUGGGAGCCCCCUUGUGGAAUAUUCAAAUACUCUCCCAAAAAAGUUUUAUUUCUUUCAUAAUUCUAAACACUCAUUAACAUUGACAAUUUAGAAUUAUCAUACUUUUUUUUCUAUCUUGGCCCUUUGAAAGAAAGACAAGUCAUUGGCCGCCCACUGUUUCUCUUCCUUGUAUAUUGUAACUAAAGUUUUACACACUUUUGCACUGGCAAGGAAACCCUGUAGGGCACUAGUGUGAUAUUUGUUUGAUUAUAAGCUGUUGAAAGGAAAGAAAUGAAGGACAAUCAAGGAAUUCAACACCAAAUAAAAAAUAAAUAAAUAAAUAAAUACAAAAUCCAACAUACCUCAACUUUUUUCAAGGAAAGAUAAUUGAUGCAUUAAUUUAAUUUAUAAAUCAUAAAAUGUUGCUAUAACCUCACCAAGUUGACAACAUCAUCUUUACGUGUCUUUAAAUCAUUUCUAUAAUUCAGUAGUUUGUAAGGAACUUGUCACAAUUAUAAUCAAGUCCAUUCCUUUUGUGUCAUUGUAAAUACAUGUAUUUUAUUAGGUUUAACAUAUACAUUUAGUAAUUUAUUAUGAAUUUUAUUUUCAAAGUUGAUGACCUUAUGUCAUAUGUAUAUCACAAGACAUCAUUAUUUUUAAAACACUUUAUAGAUGUUUUCAUAAGAGAAAUUAAUUUAAGUUAUUGCAAUUUAUUUUGUUGUGAAAAUUCUAUUGGAUGCGAGUAUUCCCUGAAACACAAUUAUAGAAUGACAGUGUUAACACUAAGAGUGAUUAAGUCAAAAAUAAUUACCGUCCCUGUCAAAGAUUAUAUGAAGGGAUGAAUAUUGUAUGUAAAUGUUUAAAUGGUGAGUAAAUCUUUUAUUUGAAAAGUAGGAUGUGGUCUAAAGUUGAUCUGAACUAUUCAUUGAUAAAGGGAAAAGUAUUUUCAACAUAACUUAUCAGGAAAUAUUUUUGCCAUAUUCACUGAAAUAUCCAGAUGAGUGAUACAGGCUCUCUUGUUCAGCAAUACAGUAUACUGUACUGUAAAUGUAUCUUGACUUUAAAUCUGCACUUUCAAAUUAUAGUGUAUUAUACAAUUAACAGAUUAGUUUGUCGGUGAAUUAGCAUACCCCACUUCAUGCGAUUAAAAUUAGUCACCUCAUGAUUUUUUACAUUUACAACUUUUCACCACAAAGUUAUCCAUGAUCAACCACAGGUUUUCAUCUCUGAUUAAAAAUAAAGACUCCAAGAUUUCUUAUUAUGUAAUAAAUAAAUAAUAAGUUUAUAUCAGAAACGAAAACCUGUGUUUUCAACCAAGUAUUGUACCAUUUAAGCUGUUAAUAUGAUGGUAAAGGUUAUGUAAAAUAUGUAGUAUAUUAUCUGUUGUGUGAAGUAUUCAUUAAAUCCACGUACUUAUGUUUAAAUCAAUGAUCUAUUAUUGAGAUGGAGACCAAACAAAUUUAUUUGUCAUUUAUCCUUGUAUAUAGUUGAUGAGAUAUUAUGAAAAUCUUAAAAUAUUGUUCAUGUCUGUGCAGUUUUGCGCAAGAAUCUGUGUAGGUGACCCAGUUUGGAUGAGUAACACUAAGCCAUUUAAUACUCUGAGUUUAUAAUUAAUUAUUCUAAGUUGGAAAGAAAAAGUUAAAAACACAUAUAUGUGCAUAGUGUCUGCCUGGGUUGGGGGGCAGGUGUGUAUUCAGCCAUGAGUGGAUGACUACUGGGUGUAAGCACCUGAUGGACAUUUUUGUCGGAAACUCUUGUUUUGACUAGGCACAUGCCUCCCAUCCAGGUACAUAACAUGCAAUAUCAAACAUAUCUAUAAAUUCUAAUUAUAACAGUAAUGGAAAACCCACUGUAUAUAUACAUAGAGAAUUUGAAUUUCUUUCCCCUGUACAUAUACAUGUAUUACAUGUGCGAGUGUGUGUGUGUGUGUGCGCGCGCGUGUGUGUAAUACUAUAUAUUACUCUACAUUGUAUGCUAUUAAUACCGGAUGGUUUUUUUUUUGUUAAUAUUAUUAUAACAUGGAGAGAACUUAAAAUAGGCUUAAGCCUGAUGUUCAAUCCUAUUGUUUUUCAAACAAUAAAAUUUGUUGAAAUGAAAUGAAAUCCAUGUAUUUAUGUUUAAAUCAAUGAUCUAUUAUUGAGAUGGAGACCAAGCAGGUCCUGGUUUCUGACAUAUCUUGCCAACUUCAUGGAUUCAUGCAGGAGUUUCAUGAUUUCAGACUCCCUGCCCUGCUUCUGAAUAAAUUCAUCAAUAAAAAUCUCCAAAUUAUGAGUAAACCUGUCUUGAUAACCCUGUAUGGAGCCCCUAUUCAUCUUGUUUUGUUUGUUAAAUAUGAUGCACGUGAAAUGUGUUGUACGGUCGAAAAUGCUACUCCCGCACUAUUUAAUCUCCCCCAUGAAGAUUCUAGAAAGUUGACAGGUAUGGUUUCAUCAAUGUGUCCAACCUAAGGGAAUUCAAAUCCUUAACUUAAAUAUUUUUCAGAGGAAAGUUUUAUACAAUAUCAUGAAAAAGUUAAGUUAAGGAACUUUCUUUUUAAACUCUGUGAUGCGUCAUAUGGAUUUAUUUUAAGUUCAGGAAUUUUCUUAGUUUAAGUAAUGUUGAUUGAUGAAACCAGGCCUGCUGACAAGUCAUGUAUUUAUUUAGUUUUAUAGUUUUUAAUAAAUCGAUUUCUUGUAUAAUAACAAAUUAAACUAUUGGAUGUGUUUGACUUAGUGUGGAUUGAGAGCCAAUGUAUAAUGUAUGUUAUAUAUGAUGUGAAAGUUUUGUCUGUUAAAGAGGCCAAAUUGGCUUGGCUGUUAUUCACUUAUAUUCUUCAGCUUAUGAGGUGAAGACUGGAAAAUUGUAUUCAAGUAAAUUUCAUAGUUGAUUUAUUAGCAUUAAUGAGGAAGACAAAUACAUGCCCUUUUAUUUUUACUAAUUGUUACCCACAUGUAGCUAAUAGCAUUACCCUUGGGGGGAAAAAGGGAAAAAUAAGGACCCCUGUGACCUUGUAAGUAUGCCAAGGUCGUUAAUUGGAACACCCAACUUUUUACUUGCCAAUUUCAUGAUCUUUCAUCAAUAGGUCUGUUGGUUUAAAUUACAGGAAUUCGUUGAUGCCAAACAUUUGCUACACCUCAGCACUACCUUACUAGCCUUUAGGACUUAGGAGCUAAAUUGGUUUUUAUGUAAAGUGCAUAUACUUCAGAACAAAAAUUUUGCAUUUUCUUUUCAAAGAUUACAUGAAUUUUAACAUACAUCUGCCAUAUUUGAUCACAAUUUCUGCUCCCAUAGAGAAAAAAAUUGACAAAAUUUCCAGAAUAUUUCAAAAACAUAUUUCCUUGGAAUUCCAAUAUUCUGUGUUAGUGUAAUGUUACAAUACUGCUAACCAAAAUAAAGCUGUAUGUAAAUGAAAUAUUGUAGAUAUGUUAUAGAUGAAGUAUUCAUGUCAAUAAUUAUAUAAUUAGUAAUUAAUAUGAACAUUGUCCUUGAUUACACUGUAUAAAACUUGAAUAUAGUAAUGUUUUUAGGAAUCAUUAAAUCUUUAUACAAAUG